Messenger RNA from Mycotypha africana, 2533 nucleotides. RefSeq lists its product as uncharacterized. The transcript has 2 exons. NCBI's taxonomy places the organism in Eukaryota, Fungi, Mucoromycota, Mucoromycetes, Mucorales, Mycotyphaceae. The record is from RefSeq and is a predicted model, not a curated record. The coding region runs from base 79 to 2124 and encodes 681 amino acids.
CUUUAUUAUCCUCAGAGAGGACUUCUUUGAGGUAUUACUGCUAUAGAAAAAAGUUAUCAGUUUCAGAAUUAGAUCGGCAUGUUUUCAGUAUUUGCGAACGAAACACAUGAUAUUGACAAGCCUAAACCAAUAAGUCUGAGACUUGAUGAUAUUCGAUCUGCUCUCCCAGAGAUCAUCCGAAUCAAUAGAUUAGCGCAACCUUCACCGAACGACGGCAAUGAAUCAAAUGAUAAUGAUAAAGUUAUAGAGCAGAAUGUGCUACGCCUCGAAACACCUACUUCAGAAUUAUUUGAUAUCUUCCCUAGAGAAGGUGUGAAUAGAGAUAUUGACGUACAGAUGGAAGACGUAACAACUGUACGUUCCGAUGGCAAUCCGCUUUUAUUGAGCCUAAGCAACUUGGGUUUAAGCUCAAACGCCCUCACAGAAACAGCUUUAAAAUUUGAUUUGAGCGAGUAUAAAAGGAGGAGGCACAUAUUAGGAAGCCGAUCGUUUAGAGCAAUAGAAGCAGCAGCGACAGCCGAGCCGAUGGAUGGUGUUGUGAAUAACGGGGAACGAGAGCGAGAGCGAGAACAGGAAAUUCAGUUGCAAACUGAUACGCUUGCCGAUGGAGUACCGCAAGCAUCUCCAUCAGUCAGAAGUAUGAAUAUCUCUACAUCUGCUGUUGAAGUAGCACCGGUAUUGACACCAUCUACGGCUGCUAUUGGCUCGGAACAAUCAGCACCUAAAACCACAGCACUUCAACAAGCUUCUCAAACAGCAACAACAUCAGCGCCUAUCACUAAAGACACUGCAGUGAUUAAUACGACGGAGUCGCACACAGCCAUCGCGUCGUUACCGUCAGUCCCAACUGAAGCUGACGAUACACUUAAAGAACAAAUAAAUUUACUCUACAAAGACGAGAAUAUCACCGAAGACCUCUCGAAACAAACAACAGCAACAACAAAAAUAUACAUGUACCAACCUCAUAUCAUCCCUAUUUUUGCUACAUCACAACAGAGAAACUUUGUUGAUGCAAACCUCGCAAAGGGACUUACAGUUCAAUGGAAAAAUCAAUGCCACGAAAUAAUUGACUAUUUGAAUGCACCUUCUACUUUCCCAUUGAACCCAAGAGAUAUAAAUAUAUCAGGAAAGCUAAUGUUCUUGAAAAAUCUUCUAGAUUGCUUAGCCGACACAGACCGGAUGUUAGCCAUUCUAGUAAGAGGGCUAGAGGAAGAAAGCGCGCUAGAAAUAUGGAUGGAGCAGUUAAAUCUACAGCACGCCAAAAUGAGCAAUAUGGGAGAUAGCAGUUGGGAGGGUGAUUAUGGUAUCCUUGUGAAAACCAAAAGACAGCAAGAUUCAACGAGUAUCAAACUAAAGAGAUUGACAGAUGGUUUAGAUAUUAUUUUGUGUAUGGAUGCCCGUCUCAAUCAAGCACCUUCAACCUUUCUGCGAAAUAUGAAAAGCCGGCGUGGCAAAGUUGCUCCCAUUGCUUGGCUGAUUACUAUGGGUUGUAUUGAAGAGUAUAUUUUUCGCUCGCUCAUGGACAUGACAGAGUCAGUUUCAUUUGAGAGUGCGUUGAGACUUCAUAGUGAGCGACUGAAGCCUCUUUUGAAAGAAGCCAGUGCCUGGCCGCAGCAUGAGAAAUAUAGAGAUGAAAUCUUAACGCAGUUUGUGGCGGACCAUGUAGCGCAAUGGAUUCAAUUGGAAGAGAAAAGUCACCCUGAAGACUACCAGUUUAGAACUACACUUGAAUUACCUAGAGCAACCCAUAAAGCUAACUUAUUUUCCCCAUCAACCGAUGAAGCAACUGAAAUAAUCUCACAACCUAUUUCAACAACAGCAACAGCACAAAUGGCAGGACCUAAUGAUACCACUGCUGUAAUACCACCUACAGUGAGGCCCGCUGCACCUAAUACAGUAAUAACACCAUCAGCGGCAGCGACUAUAGUAGAGGAAUCACCUGCCGAUAACGAAAUAGAAGAUAUGGAUAUAAGUGAUUCAGAAGAAGCAUCAGGUAUUACUAUUCCUCCGGCGCCUGUAGUUACAACGAAAGCAACUACUGCAACAGCGUCUUCAUCAGCCGAUCACAAAUUUCAUAGAAUUCUGGAUAAUGAAGUAUGCUUUUCAAUUUUCUAUAGCAAUUAAGACAGACUCUUGUUCAAAAAGAAACUAACUUUUUCUUGUUGUAGAAAUUAUUCUCUUUAUUCUACAGCGAGAAGGAUAUUGCAGUCUAUGAACAUUUACUCAAAGAAUCAGUUGAAGAUCCACAAUUGAAAGAAAUAUUGGCUGCCAAAUACCGUUCGAUGCAUUCAACUUAUGUCAAGCAAGUGAAAUUAUUAGAAGAACUAUACAUCUCUACGCUCAGGGAAGCUUAUAAACAAUAUCCUUCCAAUCAAGCUCCUUAAUUCGUUAUAUCGUUAUGCUUCUUCAAUAGUUACCUAACUAUAUUACCUUUAUUUAAUGUCUAUAGCUAUUUGUACAUAUUGUUUCUAAUCCAUCGUGAAACGAAAAUUCAUCCCGCAUUAUCAUUUUUCGUAUACUCCUGAGAAAGGAG